This is a messenger RNA of Macrobrachium nipponense, 1617 nucleotides long. RefSeq lists its product as uncharacterized. Lineage: Eukaryota; Metazoa; Arthropoda; Malacostraca; Decapoda; Palaemonidae. Gene Ontology annotation, molecular function: protein dimerization activity. The coding region runs from base 1 to 1617 and encodes 538 amino acids. The record is from RefSeq and is a predicted model, not a curated record. The transcript has a single exon.
AUGGACCUACAAAGAAGAAUGUUCCCAGACUCCGAAAUAGCUGCGUGCAUGGCACUGAAGAGGAAACGAUGUGCUACCCUGGUUCAAGUCUUAGGGGAUCAUGCUUUAAAUGGAUUGGCAGCGAAGCUUCGGAAGUCUAAAUUUAGCAUAAUUAUUGACGAAACAACUGACUGUUCGGUAAAUAAAGCAUGCGCUGUAAUUGCUAAAUAUUUUGAUGUUGAUGAAUGUAAAAUAAAAACAUCUAUGCUAGACAUCAUAAACAUUUAUGAAGGGAAUCGGGGUUCAUCGGGGGAAUCUUUAUAUAACAUGAUUUUGAACUGUUUAAAUGCGUUACAAAUUCCAUUGAGUAACAUAAUAGGUUUCGCUGCUGAUGGUGCCUCAAAUGUAAUGGGUACUGUUAACAGCGUAUCAAGUAGGCUGAGACAGCAAAUGCCAGGCAUAACAAUAUUCCGAUGCGUUGCACACAGUAUUCACCUUUGCUCAAGUGAAGCAGCAAAGACACUGCCCCGAGUAUGUGAAGACCUCAUAAGAAAUAUAUACAAUUUUUUUUCUCAUAGUGCAAAACGCAAAUAUGAAUUUAGAGAAUUUCAAUAUUUCUGCCAGGUAAAACCUCAUAAGUUACUGCAUCCUUGUGCAACUAGGUGGUUAUCGCUUCAUCAAGCUGUUGCGAGAGUGUUAGAGCAGUGGCAGCCCCUCAAACUUUAUUUCACGCAAAUUGCAUUGGAGGAAAGAUUAACAUCUGUAGAACAAAUUCAUAACACACUUAACGACCCUUCAGUUUUUUGUUAUUUGGUUUUUUUGAACUACAUUCUACCACAACUCAAUAGUAUAAACAUAAUUUUUCAGUCAAAGGGACCCACACUCCAUCUCCUUCAUGACAAAAUAUCCAAUAUGUACAGGUUACUACUGAAAAACUUUUGUUAUCCUCACAUAAUUGCAAAAACUCCACUACAUGAAAUUGACCCUGCAGAUGAAAAUAUUCAUGUUCCACUUAAUCAAAUCUACCUUGGGGCUGAGCUUCACGAUUUAUUUCAGAAGCCAGAGUAUCAGCUCAGAGAUAUGGUUGAAAGUGUGAAAACAAGAUGUAGAACUUUCCUAAUUGUAGUCUGCCAGCAAAUAAACAAAAGGUUUGACCUCAGCAACAAAUGGAAAUUGGCCUCAUGCUUGCAUCCAAAAUCUGUUAUGGAUCAUAAUAUUAGAAGUAGUGUACCAUCUUUGAUUGAUUUAGGUAAUGCUGUUCCCCGUAUUAAUAAUUAUGACAGGCAACCUUUAGACGACCAGUGGUGGGAUGUAGCAUGGCACACUUUCCCAGAGGAAAUAAAGAACUCACCCAAUGAUAUAGAGGCCUUUUAUAAAUAUAUUAUGACAGUUGAAGAUGGACUGGGUCAGAAAAAAUAUGAGUCUUUGGGUAAAUUUGCAAUGGAAAUUCUAUCUCUCCCUACCUCUAAUGCUGAUGCAGAGCGCCUUUUUUCUAAAUUAAAUUUAAUAAAAAGGAAAGAAAGAAACUGUCUAAAACUGGAAACUGUAAGAUCUCUUAUCCACUUAAGUGAAAUUACUGAAAAAGGAAAGUUUAAUGAGUUUGAACCGACAACAGAAAUGCUUUUCUCUGUGAAAUAG